Molecule: messenger RNA, 1609 nt
Organism: Mya arenaria
Lineage: Eukaryota; Metazoa; Mollusca; Bivalvia; Myida; Myidae
Exons: 1
Coding region: 219-1337 (372 amino acids)
Source: RefSeq, a predicted model, not a curated record
AUAUAGAACAGACAAGGCUGUGCUGGUUUAUAUAACUUUUGCGGUGGCCCAAUAAAACGACUCUACCAUACACUGUGAACAUCAGAAGUAUUUAAAUACCUUACGCCGGAGUAACUUGUAAACAAAUACACACAAACCUUCGUGGUGUGAAGAGUAAACACGGAGCAUACAUUAUACGUUUUUGAAAUAUUAAUACUGUAUACAAGCUUUAUUUAAACAUGGCACGCCGCAUGUUGCUGCUGUUUUGCCUAGUGCUACCAGCAUUAUCUCAUCCUGCAAGACCACCCAUUCCGCAAUGCACUGAGAAGAAAGAGCCUUUUGCAAAUGAAAAGAACAUUGUUUGCAGAGUUGAAGAUGGACAAUUUCUGGAUUACAAUGACAUUCGAAUGUUCAGCAGUGAGCAUGCGAACAAAGUGUUUAAUGUGACUAUUGAGUGUACCAAAGGCGGUGUUGUGGAGCUACCCUGGCCGUAUACAGCCCCAAAUGUCAUCUCCUUGCAGGUAAAGGGUUGCAAAACUACUGGCUUCCUUUCGGAGAGGAACAAAAAAUUGGCAUAUCCCAAUCAGCUGAAAUAUGUGUCUUUGACGGAUGUUACACACAUGAUAACAAUCCCAGACCUUUUUGAAGCCAUCAAGACGGUGGACCAAUGGUCUCCGGAUUACGACUGUGGCGCAGAGAGAGCCUUGGUGCAGAUCUAUAGGAACAUAGGAUACACCUUUCCUCCUUCAUCAAUGAACUCCGUGGACGAAAUGAUGAUGCUUGAGCAACUGAUGGCGGACAAUAACCUUAAGAAGCUUCUUUCUCAUAACACUGUGUGUUAUUAUCAAAACCUCAACUACUUGGAGGAAAGUGGAAGCAGAUCCAUGUCAUCUAUGCACUUUAAGCUGAUGGAAACGACCAUGCAAUACCCCGAGCUCAAACAAUAUUCGCUUAGAAACAACAGCUUCAACGCGGUUCCAGAGGAACUGAAACUGCUGAAUAUUGGGUUCAUCCCAAGACUCUCGAGCCUUGAUUUGUCGGACAAUAACAUCGAGACGCCAGACUUUCGAUUCAGAGGGAAAAGUACGCAUCCAUUGGUUAUUGACCUCAAAAGAAAUCGAAUCGAAAACAUUGACAAAACUGUGUUGAGCCAGCUUGUGAAAGAUGAUAACAUUGUGUUUGAUCUGAGGGAAAAUCCACUCAUUUGCUCAUGUGAGGUGUUUUCUUAUGCACAACAAAUGUUACGAAAUAUUCAGAACCAAAUAUCACAAACCAUAUACCACGAACUAACCUGCACCGAAUCUAAUACGCAGAAACUGGUAUUUGUGAGGGAUGUUGAUUCUGCAAAUUGUAAAUAAACAGUUGUGUGUUGAAAGAGAAAUAUUCUUAAACUGAACUGUGAUAUGUGUCUCUUUCUUACUCACCCAAGUUAUUUGUUUGAUUUUUUGUGUGGUAAUACGAUUAUUUCUAUUGUGAUGCAUGUAAUUUGUGAGGUUUUUUUAUUGCCUAUUUAUAAUUUGCAAAUAGUAUGUAUGCUUUUGACGAUGCUUUAAAGAUCUCACGCAGUCCGAUUUGUAUAAUACCUAUAUUUCUAUCUAGAACAGUGUAUGAAAUAAACAUUAAAUCUGGA